Messenger RNA from Jatropha curcas, 1372 nucleotides. Its product is annotated as L-idonate 5-dehydrogenase. NCBI's taxonomy places the organism in Eukaryota, Viridiplantae, Streptophyta, Magnoliopsida, Malpighiales, Euphorbiaceae. Gene Ontology annotation, molecular function: oxidoreductase activity, acting on the CH-OH group of donors, NAD or NADP as acceptor; zinc ion binding. The record is from RefSeq and is a predicted model, not a curated record.
AGUUAGACAGACAUACGGCUUUUGGUUGGGUUUUAAAUAAAUCCUGUCCUCUUUCAAAAAAAAAAAAUAAAAAUAAAUCCUGUCAGUUUUUAAUUUUAGACUGCUGUUUCUAUUUCUCUUUUCUAUGAUCAGAGCCGGACAUAGAUGUAAACAAGUAACGUGAAAUCCAAGCUUUAGAGAGAGAUGUCACAUGGUGCUGAUAUUAUGGCGGGCAAAGUAGAAGAGAAUAUGGCUGCUUGGCUUCUUGGGAUAAAAAAUCUUAAGAUACAGCCUUACAACAUUCCUCCUGUUGGUCCUCAUGAUGUUAAAGUAGGAAUAAAGGCUCUUGGUAUAUGUGGAAGUGAUGUUCAUCACUUCAAGACAAUGAGAUGCGCAAAUUUUAUUGUCAAAAAGCCAAUGGUGAUAGGACAUGAAUGUGCUGGGAUCGUAGAAGAAAUUGGGAGUGAAGUGAAGACUCUAGCAGUAGGAGACCGUGUAGCAUUGGAGCCUGGAAUUAGUUGCAGAAGAUGCAAUGUCUGCAAAAAUGGUCGUUAUAAUCUCUGUCCUCAAAUGAAAUUCUUUGGAUCUCCACCAACUAAUGGAGCUCUUGCUAAUAAGGUAGUGCAUCCUGCAAAUCUAUGUUUCAAACUACCUCAAAAUGUGAGUUUAGAGGAAGGAGCAAUGUGUGAACCCCUCAGUGUUGGCGUCCAUGCUUGUUGCCGUGCAAAAAUUGGUCCUGAUACAAGUGUACUGAUUAUGGGAGCUGGACCAAUAGGCCUUGUCACCAUGUUGGCUGCUCGGGCAUUUGGUGCUCCUAGAAUCAUGAUUGUUGAUGUUGAUGAUCGCCGUCUAUCCAUUGCAAAGAAUCUUGGUGCAGAUGGGAUUCUUCAAGUCUCCACAAAUAUUGAGGAUGUAAGUGAAGAAAUAACAAAGAUACAGAACAUUAUGGGCUCAGGCAUUGAUGUAACCUUUGAUUGUGUUGGGUAUGAAAAAACCAUGUGUACAUCUCUAAACGCUACAAGUUCAGGUGGCAAAGUUUGCCUUAUUGGUUUAGCCUUGACUGAGAUGACUGUCCCUCUUACUCCAGCUGCUGCAAGGGAGGUUGAUGUUAUCGGCAUAUUCCGUUACAGAAACACAUGGCCGCUCUGCAUUGAGUUCUUGAGGACUGGUAAGAUUGACGUUAAGCCAUUGAUAACUCACAGGUUUAGCUUCUCACAAGAAGAGGUAGAAGAAGCCUUUGAAACUAGUGCUCGUGGUGGCGACGCCAUUAAGGUCAUGUUUAAAUUGUAAGCAUUAAAAGUGCUGUGCAUUUAAGCAGUGAUUCUAAGCUGUCUUCAUGUAUAACAAAAAGAAUUGAUAGAAUGAAAAUGCAUCUUAUCUGUUGUUACUCCCA